GAGGAGGAAACUGCUAGAAAGAGACAGCGGAUAAAUGCAGCAGCGAACAGACAGAAGGAUCCUAAUGGGAGCGAGUUGAGCUGAAUAAACCUGGGAACACUGCUGCUGCUGAAGGUUUAUACAAUCAGUUUGAACCGGAUCACUGUGACCACUGUGUUCUUCAUCAUCCGUGUAGGAGAUUCUGUGUUUGGAAUCCACAUUAAGCAACAAAACCAGCCAUGAGCACUCAGGAGACAGAAGUGUACCCGGUGGCGCCGGAGAUGCCGGCCAUGUUCGACGGGAUGAAGCUGGCGGCCGUGGCCACCAUCCUGUAUGUCAUCGUUCGGUGCCUGAACCUCAAAAGCCCCACGGCUCCUCCUGACCUCACGUACCAGGACACGGCGCUGAACCGCUUCCUGUUAAAAUCCUGCCCUCUUCUGACCAAAGAAUACAUUCCUCCUCUUUUAUGGGGGAAGAGCGGGCAUUUACAGACCGCUCUGUACGGUAAGCUCGGCCGAGUGAGUUCGCCGCACCCGAACGGCGUGCGCAAGUAUCUGCCCAUGCAGGACGGAGCCACGGCCACUUUCGACCUGUUCGAACCCCUGGCAGAUCAUCAGAGUGGAGCGGUUAUCACGAUGGUUAUCUGUCCGGGCAUCGGUAACCACAGUGAGAAGCACUACAUCCGCACGUUUGUGGAUCACUCUCAGAAGCAGGGUUACCGCUGCGCUGUACUCAACCACCUCGGGGCCUUGCCCAACAUCGAGCUCACCUCCCCCCGCAUGUUCACUUACGGCUGCACUUGGGAGUUCGCAGCGAUGGUGGGCUACAUAAAGAAGACCUACCCACAGAGCCAGCUCAUCGUGGUGGGCUUCAGCCUGGGUGGAAACAUCGUCUGCAAGUUUCUGGGGGAGAACCGCACCAACCAGGAGCGGGUUCUGUGCUGUGUGAGCGUAUGCCAGGGCUACAGUGCACUCAGGGCUCAGGAGACUUUCCUGCAGUGGGACCAGUGCCGGCGCUUCUAUAAUUUCCUCAUGGCCGACAACAUGAAGAAAAUCAUUCUGUCCCACAGGAGUAAUCUGUUUGGAGGCGGCUCGCCCAAGAUGGUACAUGCUGAUUUUCAUCGCCUUUACACAGCCACCUCCAUUAUGCAGAUCGACGAACUCAUCAUGAGGAAAUUCCACGGACACAGUUCUUUAAAGGAGUACUAUGAGAAGGAGAGCUGUGUGCACUACAUUCACAAUGUGAACGUUCCACUGCUGCUGGUGAACUCUGCUGACGACCCGCUCGUUCACGGGUCUCUGCUCACCAUCCCUCGCACACUCGCAGAAAAGAAAGAGAACGUGGUUUUCGCCCUGACGUUGCACGGCGGCCAUCUGGGCUUCUUCGAGGGUGCCGUGCUCUUCCCGCAGCCUCUCACCUGGAUGGAUAAGGUCAUCGUGGGCUACGCCAAUGCCAUGUGCCAGUGGCAGAAGCAGCAGCCGGAAUGCCAAAGCCAGGGUGCCCACUCCUCGGAGGACUCUUCUUAAUCCUCUCGCGACCAACCGAGACCCGGUUCAGCUUUCACACCAAACGUUGUUUUGUUAAGGGAAAUAUGUCACGUUCUGGGUUCUGGGUAUGUGGGCACAUAAAUAGGGCAGAGAAUGAUUAUCGAUCCACGCAGUCACUUCCUGUAUUUUCCAGACUCUAAGCUGCUGUCACUUUUAUUGGGGUUAUUACGGUAGUCGUGCUAUUAUAGGAAUUACGGGAGGAAUUAUAAGAAAGGACGCUACUGUAGCUCAGUAUUACAUGAAACUGAAUAUUCUGUAGCCGUGCUCGCAAGUACAAAUGCUUUUCCAAAAGUUCAGUAUUAAUUUAGCCAGAAAAACAUCCUCUUAAUGAAAAAGUUCAUCUUUCUUGACUGAAUCUAUAGGGAAAAUGACCAAUCAGUGUGACCUGUGUGAGCCUGAGUAUAAUUCCAGACGCAUUUGGUCUCAUUUAGCUAGUAUUAUUAGUACAGAGAAUAAUCCUGUCAGAUUACCUCACGUUAGCGAGCUGGCUAACACUACCAGAGAAUAUUAAUGUUGUAAAAACACUUCAGAAUUCCUCUCAGAUUGACUUCGCUUAGCCAUCUAGCAUCAUAGCGAUGAUUUCAGACAUUUACAUUCAUUAGGAAUUACAAUUUUCCUAGAUAUCAUAUCGUUCUAGCUUCUGUCAGCGAGCAAGUUUGUUAUUCCGAGUAGACAUUAAUUAAUAGAGGUAAAACCAGCAGUGAGAUGCUCUUGUAAUUAGUAAUUAAAUUAGAAUUAGAAGAUUUCAAUAUAAAUGGCGUAAGUGGCGCAGCAGGAUAUUCCGCUAGGACACCAGUGCCGAGAUUCUAAACUCCUCGGUUCAAAAAUUGGAGUUGCCACCGUUUGGCUGGGCGCCAUGUAGCGGGCAUAAUCGUCAGUGCCUGCAGCAGACACGGUUCUGCUAGGGCGGGAUGACCGGGCUAUGUGGGUGGGGUCUUCAAACGUUGUGUAAAGACCCUGAUUGGCAGAUAGAGAGGCAUGGGUGAAAAAGGGUUUCGCUAAGGGCUGUGCGUGGGUCAGAGGAGGCGUGAGCAGCAGUAUACCCUCCUCGACUGUAAUCGGGGAUCCUCCAGCAGUGGAAGACAAAUUGACUACACUAAAUCAGCAUCAAAUCGACCCAAGAGCUUAUUGUACAGUAUUAUCAAAAACGUUAGCAUUUCUAGGUGCCUAACAGCCAUAAAAUACCAUCAUUUUUCAUAUAUUGUUUUACUCUAAUGAUUUGAUUCAGAACUGCUCUAAAAUGUCACUAGUAAGUUACGUCCUGCACCUUUGAUGAGGUGGAUUAAAAUCGUCUUGAAUUCUGCAAGGCAAACACAUGUUUUAAUGUUGCUUGUGUUUGCAGCGAAGAUUAUAAACAUUACGAACAUAAAAUGAAAUCCCAUCAAACGUCCUGUCAGACGGCCUCUCAGGUGGCACAGUGGUAAAACACACUAGCACAGCAGAGCUGGGAUCUCGAAUACAUCAUAUAGAAUCUUAGCUCUGCCAUCCGUCUGGGCUGGGCAGCUACAUGAACAACAAUUGGCUUGUUGUUCAUACAGGGUGGGAGCCGGACGGGACCUCAUAACUGAUGCUGGCUGAUUGAUGGCGCCUUCACAGAGUUGAGGAAUAAUGUGGCUCUCCAUGCACAAAGCUGAUCCACAUAUGAACUCGCCUCGUGUGGGUAACGUGCACAUGUCGGAGGGGGCGUGUGUCGGUCUCGCUCUUCUCAAUCAGCAGUGAAGAUCAGCAUCAGUAGAGAGGAAGCGUAACGCAAUCAGGUAAUCGGAUUCGACUAGAUCGGGAGGACAAUUGGGAAUCCUGUCUGUAAAUAAAUUAGCCAGCAAAGUAGCAUUCACAGAUUGAUUAUGAAUAUUUAUAAAUAUGACUUCGACUGAAGUCAGGUUAGUUCAUUCUGGCCAUCCAGCUUGGAUUUUAGCUCAUAGAUCCAGUCAGGUUAGUUCAUUGCUGGUGAAGACGGAUUUAAAGACCACGUCUGUCCAACCCUACUGACUUUAGAAAGAGGAUUGUUGUGCAGCUUAUUGUCUGGAACUUACAGUAAAUAAAUAGAUAAACACACUUGCUCUUGCUUGUUGAUUCCACUGAGUGGAAGGUUGAUGCGAAUCUGAGCUCGUGGCUGCUGGAAUAGAAAAUCUUUAGCACAAUCAGCCACUGUCGACCAUCAGUGCACUAGAACCCAUCACAGCCGGAGCCGAGGGACUGUAAGACUGUGCUGUUAGCUGUUAUGCAGGCACUGUGUGCUUUUACUGAGGGCAGAUACGCUGCUGGUGCCUCUUCCUGUUCAUCCGUUAAACUCGCUUACGUCCUGACCCGGUCAGCGAGUGUGUUAUUUCUUAGACUGUAUUAAUUCUUUUUUUUUUUAUGUGCACAACAUAUAGUGCAGGAAAUCUCCAGUUCUCUUGGCUUUGUCAGUUUAAUCGCUUUUCAGCUUUUUACGUUUAUUUUAUGCACUUUAUAUAUUUUUGCCAUGAUUUGGUUAGCCGACUCCAUGAUCCCUCCUGUUCACCGUUAACCAGUUUUAAUUUCGUCAUCAUUGUGAUUUUCUUUUUUGAGAUGAGAAAUGCAGGUUUGAGGUGCUGGGGCUGGUCCAUAUGGCAAAAAUAUCGUAUGUCGGCACUUUGUUUAAAAUAAUAGACGGAUAUUAGGUUUGCCAGAAUUUGAAUUCAGGGCGGCACGGCGGCACGGUGUCUCGGUGGGUAGCACUGUCACCUCACAGCUAGAAGGUCCUGGGUUUGAUCCGGGUCCUUUCUGUGCAGAGUUUGCAUGUUCUCCCUGUGUCUGCGUGGGUUUCCUCCGAGAGCUCUGGUUUAGCCCCCACAGUCCAAAAACAUGCAGUCAGGUUAAUUGGAGACACUGAAUUGCCCUAUAGGUGAAUGUGUGUGUGUGUGUGUGUGUGCCCUGCGAUGGACUGGCGCCCCGUCCAGGGUGUUACUGUGUGCCUUGCGCCCAUUGAAAAGCUGGGAUAGGCUCCAGCCCCCCCAACCCUAAUUGGAUAAGCAGUUAAGAAAGUGAGUGAGUGAAUUUGAAUUCAGUCUUACAAAAUGUGUGGAAGCUAAAGUACUAAAAAAAGAAAAUAAAUAAGAGCAAAAAUGACAGUUAUUAUACUGUAUAAAUCUGCUGCUAACAUACCUGCCAUACAGUGAACCUGCCUGUGUAGUUUAAAUACAGUAAUACUGUAAAUGAUUGAGAAUCUGAUCUAAUAAAAACCCUCUAAUUUAGGCAAAGCUCACCAGUUUACUUCAUUCUCAAAGCGUCAUCAAUCACAUUCUGAUUACUGGUGUAUGUGAUUAAUUAUUCAGCCCUUUAGUUGCACUAUUUUAUCCCACAUAUACAGAUUAUCAAAGUAACAAUCUGUUAUUAUUAGUUAGUCAGAUGAAUCUAAUGAUGAAUCUACCAGUGUUGUAAGUUGUUGCACCAAUAAGAUACUGGACUAGUAAGCAGAACAUCACUGGUUUAAAUCCCACCACUGCCAGGUUGCCACUGUUGGGCCCUUGAGCAAAGCCUUCAACACUGAAUUGCUUAGACUGUAAAAUGUAAGUCGCUUUGGAUAAAAGCAUCUACUAAAUGCUUGAAAUUGUAAACAUACAUGGUACAAUUGACAGUGAAAUGCUUUUGUGACCAUGGGCACAUUAGUAAUUAGAGUAAAGAAAAUGUCACUCAAAUAAAGAAUAAAGAAUGUUUUUUAUUUAAUGUAAAAAGUGUAGAAAACAAAAAAAAAAGCAUCAAAUUCGACCAGAGAGCUUUUUUAUUAUUAAUAAAGGUGGCGGUAAAACACGCUAGCACACCAGAGCUGGGAUUUCGAAUACAUCGUCUCGAAUCUCAGCUCUGCCAACUGGCUGGGCUGGGCGGCCACAUGGCUGUUGUUCAUAGGGUGGGAUAAAAGGCGGAUAGGGACUCCUCAUAACUGAGCGAAUUACGACUCUGCUGAUUGGUUGAUGGCGCCUGCACAGAGUCGAGGGAUAAUGCGUUGAUCAGGGUGUGGCUCCCCGUACACAAAGCUGAUCUGCAUGCAGGUGAAAAGAUGCAGUCGGCUGCUGCACAUGUGUCGGAGGAGGCGUGUGAUAGUGUCACUCUCCUCAAUCGGGGCGGGGGUCGUAACGCAAUUGGGUAAAAAUUGGACAUGCCAAAAAUCAGGAGAAAAGGGACAAUGCAUUAAAAAAGGGACAAUUAUGUCUAACUCAUCAAAUUCCUCAAAAUAUUCAUAUAUUGUUUUUCUCUAAUGACUGAUUCAGAACUACUUAAAAAUGUAACAAGAAGGUAACAGACUGCACCUUUAAUAAUAAGUAAAGAAAGGAAAAUAUAGGAAAACUAUAUUUUGGUUAUUAUAAUGUGUAACAAUAGAAUUAAUGUUAUGUUAAUGAAACAUAAACCCUUAAUAAUACAGCUGACACUUACAGUAUAUUAUUUUAUUAAUAUAAAUAAAAUGGCAUAUCGGUCAGCCCUUGUGUUUGCUUGGACCAUAAAUGAGGGACCAGCAGGAGACGGCUAGUAUUUCUAACCACACGUCUGUGAAAGCUGGAUUUUUCAUUUUUCCUUACAGUUUCGGACCUGUGUAAGGUGCGUUAUGUCUGACGUUUACUGAACAAUUUCAGUAAAAAGUGAGUAAAAUACAGGCAGGAUAAACUGAAGAUUACAGAACGUGUUCUUGUGUCUGUCUGUGUUGCUUUUCAGCGUAGCCGAUUUGACCCGUGUACAUGAUAAACAGCACAACCAUCAAAAACAUGCUGUUUUCUUUCCUCCCCUCCUUUCGUAACUCUUUUGUGUUUAUUUCGUGAAUUUAAACCUGAUUUUUGACUUUAUUUUACUGCCGUUUGCACCAGAUCUCCUGCGCUCUUACCGUUGCUUGGUUUGGACCUAAAGCUUGUAGAGGAAUUUCUAUUGAACACCAGACAAGUCUGAUCGCUUCUUCCUCUCUUUCCAUAUUUUGAGGGAGCAAAUCAGUUUGUUAAUGCAGUAUUGACUGUCAAGUCUGAGCUUUUUGAGUCUGGCACACCAGCAUCAUUCCCGUCACUCGUCACUUCAUUUUGCCUUUCUGAUUGUUUUGGGUUUGGUUUUUUUGCACAAAUAAUGCCGUUUUUUUUGUAUCUACAAUUUGAUUAUUCAUUUUUACUCCUGUAUUUUAUAUAUAUGGUCAGUUAUUGCACUCACUUGUGUUGUAUAUGAAUGAAUGAACGUGUGUGUGUGUGUAUAAAAUUCUUACUACCAACCUUGUAGUUUUGAUUUGUAGAACCAAACAGAAUUUCUAUCUGGUUCUAUAUAGACUGUUUAAAACGGACCAGGGUGAUUUGUUUUCCAUCAGCAAUAAAGCAUCUCGUGUGUCUCUCCUUCCGUUAUGCCAAAUUCAGGAGUCCAAAAAAUGUGUCAAAUGAUUAAAGGAGAUAAAGAUGAAAGAUUAAAACAUGAGGAAUGAUGAAUAUAAAUGUUGUAAGAAUAGAUUUAUCCUGAUAUUCAUGAAGCCGUUGGGAUUCCCGCCGACUCUUCAGCUCGUGCAGUGAGAUUAGUCUGAUAGAUCUCUAGUUGAUGACUGUGAUUUUGACAGUGCUGUGUUUGAUGGGUUCGUGAUCAUCUCAUAUUCACGGUCUAGUCGUGCGUCUCUGUUUUGGGGGAAAAUCUAUGGUGUGUGAUUGAAUAAUUGAACUAAAUGUGGCUGUUGUAUUUCAAAAUAAAUUAUUUUCUUGUAAAAA
This is a messenger RNA of Trichomycterus rosablanca, 7207 nucleotides long. It is a transcript of the gene abhd2a, whose product is annotated as abhydrolase domain containing 2, acylglycerol lipase a. Gene Ontology annotation, cellular component: sperm flagellum; sperm plasma membrane. Gene Ontology annotation, biological process: steroid hormone receptor signaling pathway; medium-chain fatty acid catabolic process; acylglycerol catabolic process. The coding region runs from base 219 to 1505 and encodes 428 amino acids. The record is from RefSeq and is a predicted model, not a curated record. NCBI's taxonomy places the organism in Eukaryota, Metazoa, Chordata, Actinopteri, Siluriformes, Trichomycteridae. The transcript is spliced from 11 exons. Gene Ontology annotation, molecular function: acetylesterase activity; monoacylglycerol lipase activity.